Molecule: messenger RNA, 741 nt
Organism: Lachnellula hyalina
Lineage: Eukaryota; Fungi; Ascomycota; Leotiomycetes; Helotiales; Lachnaceae
Exons: 2
Coding region: 1-741 (246 amino acids)
Source: RefSeq, a predicted model, not a curated record
AUGUCAAGAGUCACUCCACCAGUCAACAAAUUCGCCCAAAGCGUUCGAAGAAUCAGCUCCACGGCAAAUGCUGCCCGCCCUUCAGGUCUUCUUGAUUCCCGGGCCAGAAAUGUAUACCUUCCCCGCCCCAAAAGCGACUUGAAAGAUGAGUGCAUGAGGCGUCAAUUGAAGACCAGCGGCAGCAAAUCAGAGCUUGUUGAACGCCUUGCAACAUCAGACCUCAUCAACACCCAUAACUUCCACACACUGCCCAGCGGUCCCCGCCGGCCUACCACACCUCCCACCCCCCAACUCUACAAACCCAUUCCCCUAAUGCAAGGAUUCCGCAGCUCAGCCCCAAAGCUCACAGUCCUUGACCCCUCAGCAGUCGAUUACUUGAUCUUGCCCAAUCCCCCGGCGCCUCCUCCAUCAAACCCGUUCUCCAGACUCCGCGUCCCACUACUCCCAGACAACUACAAUCCCGACAGAAGUGCUCAGUCAGGCAACGCAGUAGAGACGUUAGAUGAAGCUGUCCCGCGUCCAGAAAUUAGUAUCAUAGCUAGCCAUCCCGAGAACGUGGCGCCUGCUACUAUUAGCGAGGUUGUGGGGAAUGAUGGGUUGGAUGUUGAUAUCGGGGAGUUGACGACCGCUGCUUUUGGCGCGAAGGAGGAGAAAGAGUCGGGGGUCUUGAGGGAGUUGUGGAAUGGGUUCGUCGAUGAUGUGCUUGGUUCCAAGGGGGGUUCGAGUAAAGUUGCUGUUUAG